Morus notabilis is the source of this 977-nucleotide messenger RNA. RefSeq names its product LOB domain-containing protein 6. The record is from RefSeq and is a predicted model, not a curated record. NCBI's taxonomy places the organism in Eukaryota, Viridiplantae, Streptophyta, Magnoliopsida, Rosales, Moraceae. The transcript is spliced from 2 exons. The coding region runs from base 28 to 705 and encodes 225 amino acids.
AUAAAGAGUACUAGAAAGAUCAAUUUAAUGAUGGCAUCAUCGUCGUCAAAUUCACCGUGCGCGGCGUGCAAGUUUCUGCGGCGGAAGUGUCAGCCGGAGUGCGUGUUCGCGCCAUACUUUCCGCCGGAUCAGCCGCAGAAGUUUGCGAACGUGCACAAAGUGUUCGGAGCCAGCAACGUGACGAAGUUGCUGAACGAGCUGCACCCCCAUCAGCGUGAGGACGCCGUGAAUUCCCUUGCCUACGAGGCCGACAUGCGCCUCCGAGAUCCUGUCUACGGCUGCGUCGGCGUCAUCUCACUCCUCCAGCACCAACUUCGCCAGCUCCAGAUGGACCUCACCUGCGCCAAGUCCGAACUCUCCAAGUACCAAAGCCUUGGCCUUGUUACUGCUCACCACCACCAUCAGAAUGUUGGCAUCAAUCUCAUCGGUGGCGGCGGCGGAGGAGCUUCCGCUGCUCGGGACCACCACGGCCACUACCACCACCACCACGGUGGGGCCCACUACCAAUUCUUCCCGCGGGAUCAGGCUGCAGCAGCGGCGGCGGCACAGCAAAUGAUUAGGAGUACUUUUGAUGCCGCCACCGCAAACUACGACGCGGCCAGCGGGCUUUUCUCUGCGGCAGCAAGCAUUGGGCAGCUCAGUCAGUUUCAGCAAUCGAGGGCGGCUGCUGGGGACGACCGCCGGACUACCAUUGAUCCUUCUUAGGGCCUAAUUUCUUUUCAUCACACCAUAAAUAUAGGGGUUUCAGGCACAUUCACUGUUUGAUCUGCAGGGGAAAGCGACUCUCUGAUUCAGAAAUAUUAACAGAGAGAGACAGAAGCUCUGCUGGCGAGAAAGAGAGAGUAGUCAUGUGGUGUAUGUGUGUGUGCGAAGAGCGAUCGAGAGAAAUAUUGGUAUUUAAUCUUAGGUUCUGUCUUAUGAUGAUCUAAUACGUGAUGAUGAGUUUCAUUGACAAUUUUGUUAUAUCCACAUUAAUA